AUGGACCGUCCCUCUCUCUCCAAGCAAGCUAGUGCCGCUUCGGGCAUCUCUCAGCUGGGGACCCCUUCACCACCGCCUGCUCCGGCCCAAUCUCUGAACCCCGAGUUCUUGAGCCCUGAGCAGGCCAUCGCCGGCGCCGGCGCAGACACAGCCGAUAUCGAAAGCGACGACAUCCACUUUUUGGAUUUUCAGUUGCCCCUCAAGAUGAAAGAGGCCGACAAAUGGGAGGCCAAGCACAGCCCGACGCUGUUCGUCCGCGCUAAAUUCGUGACGUACCCGGCUCUGCGACAACAGUUCUGGCGCUCCCUGUUGCGACAGUACGACACGGAUGAGAGCGGCCGUAUCAGCAAGGUCGAGCUCACGACCAUGCUGGACACUCUCGGCUCGACUCUGCGCGAGUCGACAAUUGACAGCUUCUUCCAGCGGUUCCCCCACAAGGCCAACGAUGAAUCCGGCGAGGACGUGUAUGAUUUGACCAUGGAUGAGGCUGUCAUCUGCUUGGAAGACCAACUGGAGGCUAAGAGCCGCCCACAAAUUUCCCUUGCAGACAAGGUCAAGGGAGUCCUCGCCGAUGCAGACAAGGCGGGCAAGAACCUUCUUCACCUACCGACUAUCGAGGGAAAGGAGAACAACCCGCAAGUCACGACGCAGAACCCGGGCAGCGCGGGCCUCUCCUCCGAAUCGACCAUCAUCGUCCCUGAACUCAACAAGUCGGGCGAGGAAGGAGAUAUUUUUACACAGGACGACCUCGCCGAAGACCGCAGUGGCGAGGAACACGUGGUUGAGAUCAGAGAGUGUCCCAUCUGCCAUCAGCCGCGACUUCACAAGCGCAAGGAUACCGAUAUCAUCACGCACAUUGCCACUUGCGCCAGCCAGGACUGGCGCCAAGUUAACAAUUUGGUGAUGGGAGGGUUUGUUACCUCAAGCCAGGCGCAACGCAAGUGGUACUCCAAGGUCCUCACAAAGAUCUCGUACGGAGGCUACAAGCUCGGUGCCAAUUCGGCCAAUAUUCUUGUGCAGGACCGGAUCACGGGUCAGAUUAAUGAAGAGAAAAUGAGCGUGUACGUGAGGCUGGGCAUUCGUCUCCUGUACAAGGGUUUGAAGUCUGGAAACAUGGAGACCAAGAGAACGUCAAGCAAGGCAAGAAAUUCGAAGAACCCCGCUUCCAAGGGCGGGAUUCCCAAAUUUAUCCAAUUCCAUCGACUGGACAUGUCGGAGGUCCUCCGGCCGCUUGAAGACUUCAAGAAUUUCAACGAGUUUUUCUACCGAGCGCUCAAGCCCGGCGCCCGCCCAUGUUCUGCUCCGGACCAUCCUGGUAUCGUUGUCUCGCCAGCCGAUUGCCGCAGCGUCGUGUUCAACAGCGUGGAUCACGCCACUACCGUUUGGAUCAAGGGUCGCGAAUUUUCCGUCAAGAGACUCCUUGGCGACGCGUAUCCAGAGGAUGCGAAGCGGUACGAAAACGGCGCGCUGGGCAUCUUCCGUCUUGCGCCGCAGGACUACCACCGCUUCCACAUCCCUGUAGACGGACGAUUGGACAAGCCAAAGCUGAUUGCGGGCGAAUACUACACCGUCAACCCUAUGGCCAUUCGUUCGGCCCUUGACGUGUAUGGUGAGAAUGUGCGAGUUGUAUGCCCCAUCGACAGUCCCAAGCACGGCCGCGUCAUGGUCAUCUGUGUCGGAGCUAUGAUGGUGGGCAGCACGGUGAUCACGCGCAAUGAAGGCGACGAGGUCAAGCGCGCAGAAGAGCUCGGUUACUUCAAGUUUGGCGGCAGCACCAUUGUGCUCCUGUUUGAGGAGGGCAAGAUGCGGUUCGACGAUGAUCUGACGGACAACUCGGCUGGCGCGCUCGAAACCUUGGUUCGAGCGGGCAUGUCCAUCGGUCACUCGCCCGACGAGGCGCAGUGGACUCCUGAUAUGCGCAAGAAUGACGAGGACAUCACGGAUGCUGAGAAGAAGGAGGCUAAGCGGCGCAUCCAAGGCAGCGUGGGCGAGGAAUCAUCGAGCGGAGACGAGACACCGGCGGCACGGCCGGACGCGCAGACGAUUGCGGCGUCCACGAUGUAG
Messenger RNA from Verticillium alfalfae VaMs.102, 2064 nucleotides. Its product is annotated as C2 domain-containing protein. NCBI's taxonomy places the organism in Eukaryota, Fungi, Ascomycota, Sordariomycetes, Glomerellales, Plectosphaerellaceae. The record is from RefSeq and is a predicted model, not a curated record. The transcript is spliced from 3 exons. The coding region runs from base 1 to 2064 and encodes 687 amino acids. Gene Ontology annotation, biological process: phospholipid biosynthetic process. Gene Ontology annotation, molecular function: calcium ion binding; phosphatidylserine decarboxylase activity.